Acanthamoeba castellanii str. Neff is the source of this 1371-nucleotide messenger RNA. RefSeq lists its product as uncharacterized. The record is from RefSeq and is a predicted model, not a curated record. Lineage: Eukaryota; Discosea; Longamoebia; Acanthamoebidae. The coding region runs from base 1 to 1371 and encodes 456 amino acids. The transcript has 5 exons.
AUGGAGGAGCUGCCCGACGAGCUGCUGUUUGCGGGGUCGCCGGUGCAGCGGCCGGGUAAGCCCAAGUGGCGCAGCGCCCGGCGCGAACCGCACUGCAGCGAGGAGGCAGUGGCGGCCGUGGCGCGCGUCGGGGCCACCUGCCGCCGCCUGUACUGCAUCACCGAGAGCGUGUGGCGUGACCUCCACCGCUGGCGCUUCACCUGCUCCCCCUUUCGCGAGCUCCAGGACCAGCCCCCUAUCUUUCCCGACCCUUCGCUGCAGGGUCGUUGGAGAGAGCACUACAUUCGCGAUAUCCGGUGGACCCGCAUCGAUGAAAUCGAGCCCUAUCGCGCCCAGCUUCCGGUGAGUAUGAAGCGGAAGCCCUUCGGGUGCAACCUGAUGGUGGACAGCAGCGGCGGGGUCAAGUCGCGGACGCGCAUCAUCUACGCGUCGGGCGACCGGGGCAAGGUCCACUCGCUGGUGCUGCGACGCGGCGAGCGCAGGCUCGAACAGGCCACGACCUACGAUCUGGGCGCGGCGCACUCGCGCCACGGCAACCUCUACCGCAUGCCGGCGCUCAAGCAGACGCGCGACUGGCUGGUGGUGGCGGGCAACAGCGGCGUGUGCGCCUUCCGGAAGGGCGACCCGUCGGCGAAGCUCACCGUCCGCGAGGCGGAGGGCGAGAUCGAAUUCGCCGUCAACCAGCCCAAGGCGUGGCUCGCCGUCAGCUGCGGCGCCCUGCCCGACAAGGUCUCCGUGUACGACAUGGCGAGAGCGCAGCUCGUAUCGACCAUUGCCAUUCCACCUGAGCACUGUGCUUCGGGGAUGGUGAGUCACCACGACUGCCUCGUCAUCGGCGGCGCCACGAGCCUGCUGGUGGUCGACCUCCGCACGGGCGACGUCGUCAAGGAACUUAUACCGACCGCGCUCUUCAACUCCGAGCGGGUCCAGCGCUGGCACAUGGACCAGGACGACGUCUCCGACACCUUCCUCUGCUCCGCCAUGCCCGAUCUGGAGGAGUGCCGAAGCCUGCAGCUCAACUGGGCCAGCAGCGACGUCUCCUACAACCACCACGCCGUGUGGUGCCCCACCGUCUUCGGCAUGCACAUCGCGUCGCCGCAGCCGCCCCACAGGGAGCUCUCCCUGCGGUCGGGCGAGGCCAGCUUCGCCUACGCCGACGGGCGCAAGGCCAUCAUGACGGGCAACAUCUACUCGAUGGGCCAGAAGUGUGUGGUGGUGCACGACUUUGCCACCUGCGAGCGCAAGGUGUUCCAUCCGCCCGGGGACUGCGAUCCGCUGCGCCACCUCUACACUGCCGUGGCCGACGACCUCCUCGUCACCGCCUUCGACCACAACCUCGCCCUCUGGGACCUGGCCCUGGCCUUCCCCUGA